Molecule: messenger RNA, 2759 nt
Organism: Cynoglossus semilaevis (tongue sole)
Lineage: Eukaryota; Metazoa; Chordata; Actinopteri; Pleuronectiformes; Cynoglossidae
Gene: ythdc1
Product: YTH N6-methyladenosine RNA binding protein C1
Exons: 16
Coding region: 239-2293 (684 amino acids)
Biological process (GO): mRNA splicing, via spliceosome; regulation of alternative mRNA splicing, via spliceosome
Cellular component (GO): nucleoplasm
Molecular function (GO): mRNA binding; N6-methyladenosine-containing RNA reader activity
Source: RefSeq, a predicted model, not a curated record
GACGGAAAUUGCGUCUAUAACUGCAGUUCACACCACAGUCCAGGAGGUGGCGGUUAAGGCACGUCAACUAGGUUUUACAGCGGUUCUAAAUAACAGUAGAAGAAGAAGAGGUUCUUCAACGUCCGCCAUUUGCUCAAUCAUCGCAUUUUUGUUGUUCACUUUAACAUUUAUUUGAGUAUAAACGCCAUUUAACCCCGGGGAAUCGAAGCCGAGACCGCACCACGUCAUAGCGGUGGUCAUGGCGGCUGACCGACGCGAGGACAAAGUGUUGUCACGUGUUCCAGAUGGAGAACUGAAUGUUUUGGAAGACCUCCUGACUGAAGCCCCAGAUCACGAUGAUGAGCUGUACAACCCCGAGAGUGAGCGUGACGUCAGUGACAAGAAAGGAACGAAGAGAAAGAGUGAGCGUUCCGACAGCCACGACCUGAAGAGGCUCCGCCCGUCGGUGGGCCACAGCUCCACCAGGUCGUCCUCUAAUAACAAAAGACCACCAGCUCCGUCUCUUCCCUCCUCGAAAAAGGGCGCGCCAAGCCCUCGUGGCAGGCAUCCUGGCAGCUCGAACUACCGACAGGAUUACUACGACGACCGCAAAGCUCGACGGGGGCCACGAGAGGCUCCACCGAGAAGCCGCGGGAGAGACGACACACGCCAGAGAGACGCUCCAAGGGGUCUGGAGGGUCUGAGCCAGUUGCGACGUGAUGAGCGGCGUCACAGCCCUACGCCCCACAAUGAACACAACCAAUCAGAGGAGGAGGCGGGAGAAGAAUACGGCUCCGAGGCGGGCUCCGGGAGCUCCUCUCCGGCUGGGUCCCACAUAGAGGAGGAAGAAGAGGACGACCAGGAAGAGGAGGAAGACGAGGAGGGCAUGGAGGAAGAGGACGAGGAGGAGGAGGAAGAAGGGGAGAAAGACGAAGAGGAUGAAGAUGAGGAAGAGGAAUACGAACGGAGGGUUGGCGAUGGAAACGACUAUGAUACUCGCAGCGAGGCCGGCGACUCCCGCUCCGCCUCCUCCGUCAGCUUCUCAGACGACGGGGAGUCGGCUCACUCAGGCUCCGCCUCAGAUGGCUCAGAAUCUGAGAAGAAGCAGGAGAAGUUGUCGUCGUCGGUGCGAGCUGUUCGAAAAGGGAUGGAAAAUCCCACCACUAAGCUGCGCUACAUCCUACGAGACGCUCGCUUUUUCCUCAUAAAGAGCAACAAUCACGAAAAUGUGUCACUGGCUAAAGCGAAGGGCGUUUGGUCGACACUGCCGGUGAAUGAGAAGAAGCUGAACGCAGCCUUCCGCGCAGCACGCAGCGUCAUCCUGGUCUUCUCCGUGAGGGAGAGCGGAAAAUUCCAAGGGUUCGCCCGCCUGUCGUCAGAGUCCCAUCACGGCGGCUCGCCGAUCCACUGGGUUCUUCCUGCGGGCAUGAAUGCCAAGAUGCUGGGCGGGGUCUUCAAGAUCGACUGGCUCUGCAGGAGGGAGCUGCCGUUCACCAAGACGUCUCACCUGUCGAAUCCCUGGAACGAACACAAACCGGUGAAGAUCGGCCGCGACGGACAGGAGAUUCAACCAGAUGUUGGUGCUCAGCUCUGUGCCCUGUUCCCAUUGGACGAGAGCGUGGACAUCCACCAGGUAGCCCGUCGAAUUCGUCACAAACGUCGGACACCUUCAGAACCUCGGCCCCGAGGCCGACCACCGCAGCGCGAACCGGGAAGGCGUCGUCCUGAAGAAUACGACCUCCACGGCAGAAAGCGUCCGCGCGCUGACGGACCUCCUGAUUUCAACCAACGCACAGGCUUUAUCCAGGACCUCCGUAACCAACCAGUGGACAGACGAUUCUCUGGCGUGAGGAGAGAUGUUUUUCUGAACGGGUCGUACGACUACAUGCGGGACUAUCACCACAGUGUUGGUCCUCCUGCUCCCUGGCAGACCAUGGCGGCGUACCCCGUUUUGGAGCAGCCGCCACCCCACCACCCUCCCUACUACCACCACAGCCAUCCUCCUCCCCCACCUCACCAGGCGUACCAUCAUCACCACCCCGCCAUGCCGCCACACGAGGCUCCUCCCCCUAGAUUCAGAGACAAACAGAGGGCGCCGCAGCACCGUGCCUUUGCCUCCAGCCCGCACGACUACGACAUGCGUGUAGAUGACUUCCUGCGCCGGACGCAGGCGGUGGUGAGCAGCCGGCGAGAGCGCGAGCGACAGCGGGAACGUGAGCGGGGGGGUCCACGACGUGAAAGGGAACGAGACCGAGCAAGAGACAGAGACAGGGAGAGAGACAGGGACAAAGAAAGGGGGCGGUACCGCAGGUGAUGUGGUGAUGUCACAUCCUGUCAGUAUUUUUCUUUUUUUACUUUAAAUGAAAAAUAUGAAAAAUUUUCAUCCAAUGUCAAAAUGUUUGAAACUCAGAAAACACAACUGUCGUACAAAAUACUUGUUUUAUUGUGAAAAGUCAAGAACAUUUUCUCCAGUAGGAAACUCAAUUUAAAGGUGGAGCCCAAAACUUUUUAAACAACUUUUUUUUUUUUUUUUUUGUCAUUUUGUUUGAUUUGGGUUUUUUGUUGUUUUUUUUAACCACUGUAAUUUUUUUAAAGUUCCAACCCUGCGUCACCCUCAGCUGGAUUUUAAAAGUCUGAUUUCUGUUGUGAACGUCAUCGUCUUGACAAUCAGUGGUGGAAAAGGAUCGUUAUUUGUGUUUUUGACCAGUUUCAACGUUAGCAAAACAUUUUCUCUCUGUUUGUGGACGAAGGAUUAAUGUUUGUUUUGUACAAAAUAAAAA